This is a messenger RNA of Trypanosoma theileri, 1299 nucleotides long. RefSeq names its product receptor-type adenylate cyclase. The annotation marks the transcript as partial. Lineage: Eukaryota; Euglenozoa; Kinetoplastea; Trypanosomatida; Trypanosomatidae. Gene Ontology annotation, biological process: cyclic nucleotide biosynthetic process; intracellular signal transduction. The transcript has a single exon. The record is from RefSeq and is a predicted model, not a curated record.
GGUCUCACACUACAGCAGCUGAUUGGUGUCAUUAUUGGUGCUAUUGUUCUUCUUCUGCUGCUUGUUGGUGUGCUUGUGUUGCUGCUGUGUCGCCGACGCAGUGCGCGUGACAAUGGGAAUGCGCCUAAGGAGCCGACGGACCCCGUGACGCUUGUGUUCACUGACAUUGAGAGCAGCACGGCGCUGUGGGCUGCGUGUCCGGAGAUCAUGCCCGACGCUGUGGCGACGCACCACCGCCUGAUCCGUGCGCUGAUUGCGAAGUACUGCUGCUACGAGGUGAAGACGAUCGGCGACUCGUUCAUGAUUGCGUGCAGGAGUGUGUUUGCGGCUGUGCAGCUUGCGCGUGAGCUGCAGCAGUCGUUCCUGCAGCAUGACUGGGGGACGAGUGCCAUUGACGACGCGUACCACGUGUUCGAGGAGGGGAGGGCUGCGGAGGACGAUGAGUACGUGCCGCCGACUGCACGCCUCGACGCUGCUGUGUACCGGCAGUACUGGAACGGCCUGCGUGUGCGUGUUGGUGUGCACACCGGGCUUGCUGACAUCCGGCACGACGAGGUGACGAAGGGGUACGACUACUACGGCAGCACGUCGAACACGGCUGCGCGCACGGAGAGCGUUGCGAACGGCGGGCAGGUGCUGCUGACGCGGGCGGCGUACAUGGCGCUGAGCACGGCUGAGCGUGAGCAGCUGGACGUGACUGCGCUGGGCGCCGUGGCGCUGCGUGGCGUGCCGAAGCCUGUGGAGAUGUACCAGCUGGACGCAGUGCCCGGCCGCACCUUCGCUGCCCUGCGGCUUGAUAGGGAGUUUUUAGAGCUUGACGAAACUGAGAGUGAUGGUCACUCAGUGUCAUCAAGUUCAAAGAAUGAUACUUUGAGUUCUGGUCAGAAUCCUCUUAUACUUGUGCUAACGGAUUUGUUUGCACCCUUUCCAUUGCAGCAACGCCUUAAAGUUCUUCAAACUGUUGCUCAGCGUUGGAAUAUUGUCGUUCCUUCGAGUAAAUCACAGUCUCCUACUGAUGCUUGUCAGGAGACAAUUAUCCGUCUGGCUUUGAAGCUGAGCCGUGUUACUUCUCAUAAAUUUGAUUUGAUGCGAGGGGGAUCUGAUGUUGGUGUGGCAACUAUACUCAGCAGUUCUGAUUCAAAUACGAACAAUUGGCGUGCUGUUGGAUCUGUAACCUUUGAUGAAACUGUGGAUCUUACUAGACGUGGGCGUUCAGUUGCUCGAUCAGUGACUGAAGGCGGUUCUAUUAGUUGUACAACUAUUGAGUCGCGACCUCCUCCGGGACUCUUUUCGUCGUAA